This is a messenger RNA of Spodoptera exigua (beet armyworm), 171 nucleotides long. The record is from the annotation of a GenBank genome assembly. Lineage: Eukaryota; Metazoa; Arthropoda; Insecta; Lepidoptera; Noctuidae.
AUGUCGGGCGAGGUAUUGCCUAGUUUUCUAUGCGUCGAAGUUGAACGCACGGCGGCGAUGCCGGCGGUGGCAGUGGCGGUGGCAGCGGCGGUGUGCGUCGAGUCAAGUGCAACAACAGUGCAACAGCCUGCGCAGCCUGCACAAUGGGCGCACAAGCCUGAUCUUUACUAA